UGUUGACAAAGCCUGGAAAGAACUGAGUAACAUCCUCUCGGGAAUAUUCUGUGCUUCUCUCAACUUCAUUGACUCGACCAAUACAGUCACUCCAACAGCGUCCUUCAAACCCCUGGGCUUAGCCAACGGGACAGAUCACCAUCUCCUGCGAUAUGCCGUCCUGCCCAGGGAGGUGGUCUGCACAGAGAACCUCACGCCUUGGAAGAAGCUGCUCCCAUGUGGCUCAAAGGCUGGACUUGCUGUGCUGCUGAAGGCCGAGCGCUUGUUCCACAGCAGCUACCACUCGCAGGCAGUGCACAUCCGCCCUGUCUGCAGGGAUGCCUCCUGCCUGGCUGUGUCCUGGGAGCUCAGACAGACCCUCACUGUGGUCUUUGACACCUUUUCCAGCGGCCAAGGAAAGAAAGACUGGUCCCUCUUUAAGAUGUUCUCUCGCACACUUACUGACGCGUGUCCUCUGGCAUCGCAGAGCAAAGUCUACGUCGACAUCUCCCCUAAGAACAAGGAAAAGGAAUUACUGGAAGUGACCCCCCCUCCAGUAUCUGUACACGAAGCUAUUGUCCAGGGAGACAAGAGAACCUAUGCCGUCUAUGACCUGCUGAGCCCCUCGCUCUUCAAUACAUCUCGCAGCCUCAACGUGCAGCUGAAGUGGAAGCGGCCCCAAGACAGCUCGGAACUGCCAACCCCCGUUCUCCAUGCUCAGCGCUACGUGAGUGGAUACGGGCUGCAGACCGGAGAGAUCAGCACUCUCAUCUACAAUACUCACCCGUACCGGGCCUUCCCCGUGAUCCUGCUGGAGACCGUGCCGUGGUAUCUGCGGUUCUACGUGCACACUCUGACUAUCAUCACGAAGGGGAAGGAAAACAAGCCAAGUUAUAUCCACUACCAGCCAGCCCAGGACCGGAGACGGCCUCACCUCUUGGAGAUGCUGAUCCAGCUGCCAGCCAACUCUGUCACCAAGAUCACAAUCCAGUUUGAGAGGGCCUUAUUAAAGUGGACAGAGUACACGCCUGACCCCAAUCACGGCUUUUACGUCAGUUCAUCUGUGCUUAGUGCCCUGGUGCCCAGCGUCAUUGCAAUGAAGGACACGGAUGUGGAGCAGAGCCCUCUCUUCACCUCGCUGUUUCCUUCCUCUGAUGGCUCCAGCUAUUUUGUGCGCCUGUACACGGAGCCGCUGCUGGUGAACUUGCCGACGCCAGACUUCAGCAUGCCCUAUAACGUCAUCUGCCUGACCUGCACCGUGGUGGCAGUGUGCUACGGCUCCUUUUACAACCUGCUGACCAGAACGUUUCACGUGGAAGAGCCGAGCCGGGGUGGGCUGGCCAAGAGGCUGGCCAACAUCAUUCGCAAAUUCAGGGGGGUGCCCCCCCUCUGAGAGAAACCCGGGCAGCCGGUACUGGCCUUGGGGCUCCGUGGGGAGACCCAGAGAGCAAAGCGCUGCUGCCUCUUGUCUUUGCUGGAAGCAGCCUGCUCCAUCUUGCUGCCUGGAUCUCUCUUCAGGAUCCAACGAGCUGAGAGAUCGCUUCCAUCGGGAAAUGGCUCUAAGCCCAUUGACUACUGAACUGCACUGCUGCGGGAUUGGGAAAGACUUCUGUCUGGGAGAGGGUAACAUGCUGGGAACGAUGCUGGAAGUAAACUUGACCUGUUUUGUA
Molecule: messenger RNA, 1649 nt
Organism: Balearica regulorum gibbericeps (East African grey crowned-crane)
Lineage: Eukaryota; Metazoa; Chordata; Aves; Gruiformes; Gruidae
Source: RefSeq, a predicted model, not a curated record